Messenger RNA from Anthostomella pinea, 378 nucleotides. Lineage: Eukaryota; Fungi; Ascomycota; Sordariomycetes; Xylariales; Xylariaceae. The record is from the annotation of a GenBank genome assembly.
AUGCUCAACUGCAUCGACAACUCGGGCGCCGCCAUUGUCGAGUGCGCCCUCGUCGUCGGCCAGAAACGCCAUGCAACAAUAGGCGACCGCAUCGUAGCCAUAGUCCAGAAGCAGCGCGGCGCGUCGGACGCGGGCAUGGGCGUGGCGUCGGCGGCGAACAAGGUCAAGCGCGGCGACAUCCGGCAUGCCAUCGUGGUGCGCACGCGCAAGCAGGUGCAGCGGCCCGACGGCAGCGUCGUCAAGUUCGACGAUAACGCCUGCGUGCUGAUCAACAAGGCCGGCGACCCCAUCGGCACCCGCGUCAACGGCGUCGUCGGCGCCGAGCUGCGCCGCCGCAAGUGGAGCAAGAUCCUGAGUAUGGCGCCUACGCACGCUUAA